Molecule: messenger RNA, 898 nt
Organism: Suillus clintonianus
Lineage: Eukaryota; Fungi; Basidiomycota; Agaricomycetes; Boletales; Suillaceae
Product: P-loop containing nucleoside triphosphate hydrolase protein
Exons: 5
Coding region: 1-834 (277 amino acids)
Biological process (GO): mitochondrial translation; ribosome disassembly
Cellular component (GO): mitochondrion
Molecular function (GO): GTPase activity; GTP binding
Source: RefSeq, a predicted model, not a curated record
AUGACAACGUCUGUAAACUCACCUUCUCAAGUCCCCGUAAACUGUCGAGCUCCCAAUCAUCCUAUCUUGAGGUCGGCGUUCAAAAUCUUGCGCAUUGUUGCAGUCUCCCAGAAGUCUCUCGACCAUUGGAAAGAUACAAGGAACCGAGAAUGGAAGGAGCAUGUCAAAAUGAUGGUUAAUCGCUUCCAGAACUCAAACGUCACUGCCGGGCUCGUACUCGCAACGUUAACUACUACUCUGUUCCUGUCGUCUCAGCCCCCUAUUGAACAUUUGAUGGCUUAUAACACUCCAAUCUCGUACAUCUUCGCCAUGGUUGCAUUUGCACCACCCACAAAGACAUGGAAAGCCUCAAAAUACACCGGUCAUGCUGAUUUUGGUAUGGAAGUGGGGAGUGCAAGUUGCGUCGUCGAUGGAGCUGUCGUCCUCAUUGAUUCAGUGGAAGGAGUCGAAGCACAAACCAAGAGCGUUUGGCGACAACUGGAUCGAUAUGGCGUCCCCACCAGGCUUAGGUUUCUAAAUAAACUAGACCGACCGGGUGCUUCUUUCAGGUCGUCGUUGGUCUCUCUACUCACCCAUAGGCUGCGCCCGAACCCCAUGGUUUUAGCGUUGCCGAUUGCUUCCUUCCAUACUGAGGAUUACAUGCGAGCCGAGCCAGGAAUUCAAGCGCUGGUCGAUCUAGUCAAACGGGAACUUUGGAAAUGGGAAGAAGACGGUAACUCGGCUAUACUACCCCUUCCAGACAAGCGGUAUCAUUCCGGAGAACCAUCCAAUAAUGCCGCACCUUGUGGCCGCUCGGACAACUCUUUUGGAAAACCUCUCGAUGUACUCCGAUGAAUCGAUGGGAGCACCUACUUGCACGGCCGCCAGGACCUUCAUCAUAUCUUGAUGUCAAGACGUC